Molecule: messenger RNA, 729 nt
Organism: Entrophospora sp. SA101
Lineage: Eukaryota; Fungi; Glomeromycota; Glomeromycetes; Entrophosporales; Entrophosporaceae
Source: the annotation of a GenBank genome assembly
AUGACUUCACUUUAUGAUAUUAUUAAGCAAGAGAGCGAGAAUAAAAAUAGACCACUCAAAGUAAUUUGUGAUUGGGAUGAAGUUAUUCAACCAUUAAAAGCAGGUUCAUUUAGCAGUGGCGGAAGCAUAAGUAUUUCAUUAGAGGGCAAAGAAGAAAAAGAAGCCAUUGAAAAAUAUUUACAAAUGAGAAAAGCAAUGAAAAAUAGCCGUGAAGAACAUGAUAAAACCAAAGAUUUGUUGUUAGCUCUUAAAGAAGAUUUAAUUAGUGAGUUGAUAAUUAUAAGUUCUUACCGGUCGGGUAAAGCUCACGCCCUUGAAAGAAAAAACCGAAUUAUAGAGAACAAGAGAGAGAAAAUGCUAAAAACCUUUGGUAAUUUUCCUCAAACAAAAAUUGAACUGACUAAAGUUGGCAAAAACGAAAAAGGUAAAUAUAGACCUCAUCGCUGGCAAAGAAUUAUGGAAAUUUUACCCGACUUUGAUAUUUUUAUCGAUGAUAAUAAGAACAUAGUUAACGAAUCCAUAAAAGCUCUUGCUGACAAACCAGAAAAGAUUUAUGUUUUACCGGAUUAUAAAGAUUGCCGAAGUGUCCAAGGACCAAAUGUUUACCACGUCAAAGCCACAGUAUCAGACUUAAAAGACGAAGACUUCAAAAAAGCCGCAGAAGAAUACAAAGCCAAAAAGGAACAAAACGGAGCAGGGAUUGUUUUAUUGGGAUUAGGGAUUUAUUGA